This is a messenger RNA of Beta vulgaris subsp. vulgaris (sugar beet), 4546 nucleotides long. RefSeq lists its product as uncharacterized. The record is from RefSeq and is a predicted model, not a curated record. Lineage: Eukaryota; Viridiplantae; Streptophyta; Magnoliopsida; Caryophyllales; Amaranthaceae. Bases 123 to 3776 code for a protein of 1217 amino acids. Gene Ontology annotation, molecular function: nucleic acid binding; protein binding; ATP binding. The transcript is spliced from 27 exons.
UUUGAGUAAAAAUUGUAAAUUGUCGAAACGUCAAAUUGGUUGGGAGGAAAGCGUCUUCCAGACUCCCACCACUUCCCCGCCAAAAACCUAAACUCCCAACGAAGCAGAAGACAACAGUGAAAAUGGAGGAGGAGCAAGAAUUGGAGGUGCGAAGCUUAAGCGGAGAAUCAAUCACCAUUUCUGUUUCCACAACCGAAACAAUUGCAGCCCUCAAACUCGUCUUGAAGCACCGCUUUUCUCCCGCCUCUUCUUCUUCCGACUUUCACCUUUUCCUCCGAGGUAUGAAACUAGGUGUUCAGAGUCAAAUAGGAAGUCACUCCAUUAAUCCCGGGGAGUUUAUUGCUCUUAUGCCGUUUACAAAGAAAGAAAAAUCCCGAAAUGUACAAUGUGAGGGAUCUGGAGUAGCCUUGCAGACUACUCAACAAGGUGCACCAUCAAGUCUAGCAGAAUCAGCAUGGCGUGAUAUGAUGGAAGAUUUGUCAUAUCUAAGCAACACAGUGAGUUCUGAAGAACAAUCUGGUUGUUUGCCAAAUUCUUCUUCUGAUAAGAGUAAAGAUGAGGCGAGCGAUAAGAAGCACACAAAGAACUAUUCAAGGAAGCGUAGAAGGAAAGUUGAAAGUAAAGCAGGGCUUGCUGAAGAUCUUAUAUCUAGUUUACUGCUUUCCUCUAAAAAUAGUGUCCUUGAUGAAGAUGUUUGUGGAAAAUUUCUACAGGUUCUAGAAUCUGUGCAUUGUUUAUCGGAUGCAGAAACUGGGAAUUGUAUGUUGUUGAGCAAGGUUGACAUGCAGGAGAAUGGUCAGCCGUACCAGCCUUCUUGUUCAUGCCUUUGCCCACCAUGGCUAACGAUAAUGAUGAAGACAUUUACGUUCUUGAACAUUUUUGCUGGAUUUUUGCAAGUGCAUCAUGAAUCAGUGAUGAUGACUUUUGACCUCGUCAACGAUUCACUUGAUAAACUUCGCGAACUUGGUUUUUGUGCUAGUGUGGAGGAUUUAAAGCGUCUGCCAGAUCUCUGCCCUAAGGUUGUUUAUUUUAUCGAUCAAGAAGCGGAGAGUAAGCUGUCACUUGAUGCUAUUGUGAUCAAUUUCUCACGAGAAAAGACGGACCAAGUUAAAAGCAAUGUGAAAGCUCAGAAACGGGCUCCUGCAUCAAAGAUAAUCAGUUCAAUAAAGAGAAGGCAAAUACUUUUCCAAACAACUUUAGAGGGAGGUCUAAGAUUACUUUUGUGUGAUAAAAUUGAUAAGAAAGUUGUUUCGCUAGCAGAACUUAUCACAUCUAUAAAGAAAACUGAUUUAUCAUCACAUGGAGUCGCACAGGGAAAAUAUGGGAGCACUACUGAAGCUCAAUGUUGUGAGAACCAUCCACUUUCACCCACAUCGAUGCUUGAACAUCUAAGGAAGGGCAUCGGGUCUAAAGGACAGAUAGUUCAUGUAGAAGAAAUAAAUGCAAGAGUAGCAGAUUUUACAGAGAUCCCUGAUGAAUUAUCAGAGAAUGCAAAGUCUUCCCUAAAGGCUAUGGGAAUAACUAAGCUGUAUAGUCACCAGGCUGAGUCCAUAAGGGCUUCUUUGUGUGGCAGAAAUGUUGUAGUAGCCACCAUGACAUCUAGUGGAAAAUCUCUUUGCUACAAUCUACCAGUACUAGAAGCAUUAUCCCAAAAUGACCUAGCAUGUGCUCUAUACUUGUUUCCAACUAAGGCCUUAGCUCAGGAUCAGUUACGAGCAUUGUUGUCUAUGACUGAGAAUUUUGAACAUUUUGACAUUGGUGUGUAUGAUGGUGACACAUCUCAAGAAGAGAGGAUUUGGCUUCGUGACAAUGCUAGACUGCUGAUCACAAAUCCAGAUAUGCUGCAUUUGUCAAUUUUGCCAUUUCAUGGACAAUUCCAGAGAAUUUUAUCAAAUCUAAAGUUUGUAGUCUUUGAUGAAGCACAUGCUUAUAAGGGAGCAUUUGGAUGCCAUACUUCUCUUAUAUUGAGGAGACUACGCCGAUUAUGUUCUCAUGUGUAUGGGUCUGAUCCUUCUUUUGUCUUUUCUACUGCAACUUCUGCGAACCCUCGCCAGCAUGCAAUGGAACUGGCAAAUUUACCGACAAUGGAGCUGAUUGACAAAGAUGGAAGCCCGGCAGCUCCUAAGCUCUUCGCUCUUUGGAAUCCGCCUUUAUGUACUAAAACUGUGAUACAGGCUGGCCGAAAAAAUAAUACUAUCGUCACAAAGCGUUCAAGCCCUAUCCUGGAGGUUUCACGUCUCCUUGCUGAAAUGGUGCAGCAUGGACUGCGCAGUAUUGCUUUCUGCAAAACGCGCAAACUUUGUGAACUUGUCUUAUCUUAUACGCAUGAGGUUCUUCAGGAUACAGCACCCCAUCUUGUCAAUUCCAUUUGUGCUUAUCGUGCUGGCUAUAUCGCUGAGGAUAGAAGGAGAAUAGAAAGUGAAUUUUUUAGUGGGAAGCUCCGUGGAAUUGCUGCUACUAGUGCUCUUGAGUUGGGUAUCGAUGUUGGGCAUGUUGAUGUGACAUUGCAUCUAGGUUUUCCUGGUAGCAUUGCUAGUCUGUGGCAGCAGGCUGGUAGAUCUGGAAGAAGGGGAAAACCCUCACUUGCUGUGUACGUUGCAUUUGAAGGACCUCUGGAUCAGUAUUUCAUGAAAUUUCCACUGAAAUUAUUCCGAAGCCGUAUGGAGUGCUGCCAUGUAGAUGCUCAGAACCCAAAGAUUCUUGAGCAGCACCUUAUUUGUGCUGCCACAGAGCAUCCUCUAAGUUUGGUCUAUGAUGGUAAGUAUUUUGGUUCUGGUUUGAGUGCUGCUGUUACAGCACUUAAAAACAGGGGAUAUUUAUCGACGGAUCCCUCUCGUGAAUCAGCAGCAAGAAUAUGGAGCUACAUUGGACAAGAGAAAUCACCUUCACGAUCAAUUAGUAUCCGUGCAAUGGAGUCUGAGAAAUACAAAGUAGCUGAUGGGAAAACAAAUGAAGUUCUUGAAGAGAUCGAAGAGAGCAGGGCUUUUUUCCAGGUAUAUGAAGGGGCAAUCUACAUGAAUCAGGGGAAGACUUAUAUAGUGAAGGAGUUGAAUCUGUCAAGUAAAAUUGCAGUUUGCCAAAGAGCAGAUGUAAAAUAUUAUACCCAAACUCGUGACUACACCGACAUUGAUGUCAUCGGAGGUGAUCUUGCUUAUCCACCAAGGGUUUUAAAGAUGCAGUUUCGUGGAACAACGGCCCUAACAAAUUCCUGCAGAGUAACCACGACUUGGUUUGGUUUUCGUCGCAUUUGUAAGCGAACCAAUAGAGUACUUGACACAGUCGAUCUUGUACUUCCGAGAUAUUCGUAUGAAUCACAGGCUGUCUGGAUUCGAGUUCCCACAUCAGUAAAAUCAGCGGUGGAGAAUAAGGGAUUUUCAUUUCGUGCUGGUCUACAUGCUGCAUCUCAUGCUGUCCUCAAUGUAGUUCCAUUAUACAUAAUCUGUGACUCCUCGGAUUUAGCUCCAGAGUGUGCAAAUCCUCAUGAAACCCGCUAUGCACCAGAAAGGAUCUUAUUAUAUGACCAACGUCCUGGGGGAACAGGGAUUUCAAUGCGGAUUCAACCAGUUUUUGAUGAUAUGCUGACUUCUGCUUUGGAUAUGCUUACAUCGUGCUAUUGUUCAGCAGAUGCUGGUUGCCCCAAUUGUGUCCAAACACUAGCCUGUCAGGAGUAUAAUGAGCUGUUGCACAAGGAUGCUGCUAUCAUGAUUAUCAAGGGUGUUUUAGAGGCGGAAGACUUGUACUCCCAACAACAUCCUGGCCGUUCGGGAACUGCAUGAGUUUGGAUGUUGCAGACUAAGCAUAUCGCACCUUAUUUGCUACUUUUGGAUUUGCAAACAGCAAGACCCCAAAAUUGGUGCCUUUACUCAUUUAGAAGCAGAGUUUUUCUCUCUUUAUUCUGUUAAAGAUUGGUGAUACAGAAUUCUGAUGUCUCCAGGGUUCUCUUUUCUGGAGAAAGUAUACUCCCAUACCCGGUAUUGGGCGUUAGUUGCCCCUACUAGGGGUAAAUAUGUAAUUUCCCCUAUUAAUGAUAGGCAAAAGCGUAAUUUCGCGCAUAAUUGAGGUGUAGGACAGAAGACAAGAGCAGAGAACAGAAGAACAGAAGACAAAGAAGAGAAGUUAUCAUUUUUUACCCGUUGGAAGAAAACAGAGAGCUAGGGCAGAAAAAAUAGGAGACGAGAUUUAGGAAAAAUAUUGGGGAUGAGUUCUUCAAUUCAGCAUGGGGAUGGAUUUGAAAAAAACGAUUUACCUGUUGAUGAAGAUGAAGUACAGGAGGUGCCAAAUGUCGAUUUGGAUGAAGAGAAUGUAAGUUUGUUGUUAUAUAUAGUAUUAGUAGUGUAUUGAAUGUAGUAGUAUGAAGUUUGUUAUUAGUGAAUGUGGGUUAUAUUGUCCGUAAAUUGUAUAUGUGAAUGUGGGAAUUUUGUUGUCAUGUCAUGUAAUGUAAUGUAAUAAAUGAGAUGAUUGGCAAUAAAUGUGUUGUAAAAUCUGUUAUAAUAUUAUGUGUGGAGAAUUUAAAGUUUGUAGAAAUAAAUGUGUGGAAUUGAAUGUG